Balaenoptera musculus (blue whale) is the source of this 2252-nucleotide messenger RNA. RefSeq names its product transmembrane protein 132C (gene TMEM132C). Bases 83 to 1921 code for a protein of 612 amino acids. The transcript is spliced from 5 exons. NCBI's taxonomy places the organism in Eukaryota, Metazoa, Chordata, Mammalia, Artiodactyla, Balaenopteridae. The record is from RefSeq and is a predicted model, not a curated record.
CCCGCGGAGGGGGACCACAGACAUCGCCGUGUCUGAGAUCUUCAUCAGCCAGAAAGACCUGGUUGGCAUCGUGCCCCUGGCCAUGGUGUCCGACCGCUGCGACUACGUCUUUGUCAAUGGCAAAGAGAUGAAAGGCAAGGUGGACACGGUGGUGAACUUCACAUACCAGCACCUGAGCGCCCCCCUGCACGUCACCGUGUGGGUGCCCCGGCUGCCCCUGCAGAUCGACGUCUCUGACACGGAGCUGAGCCAGAUUAAAGGCUGGAGGGUCCCCAUCGUGGCCACUAAGAGGCCCACGCGAGACAGCGAGGAUGAGGAUGAGGAGGAGAGGCGGGGCCGAGGCUGUGCCCUGCAGUACCAGCACGCCACCGUGCGGGUCCUCACGCAGUUUGUGUCUGAGGGCGCCAGCCCCUGGGGCCGGCCAAGCCACCUGCUCAGUCCCGACUGGCAGUUCGACAUCACCCACCUGGUUGCAGACUUCAUGAAGCUGGAGGAACCCCACGUGGCCACUCUCCAGGACAGCAGGAUCCUGGUCGGGAGGGAGGUUGGCAUGACAACCAUCCAGGUGCUGUCCCCACUGUCUGACUCCAUCCUGGCCGAGAAGACAGUAACCGUGUUAGAUGACAAAGUCUCGGUGACAGACCUGGCCGUCCAGUUCGUGGCUGGGCUGUCGGUCACCCUGCACCCCAGCACAGAGAACAGCAAGGCCGUCACGGCUGUGGCCACAGCUGAGGAGCUGCUGAGAACCCCCAAACAGGAAGCCGUGCUCAGCACUUGGCUCCAGUUCAGCGAUGGCUCAGUGACACCUCUGGACAUCUACGACACCAAGGACUUCACCCUGACCGCCACCUCCCUGGACGAGGCCGUCGUGUCCGUCCCCCAGCCCCGCUCGCCCGGGCGGCCCGUGGUCACGGCCGAAGGGGAAGGCCAGGGACCCCUGGUGCGAGUGGACCUGACCAUCGCGGAGACUUGCCAGAAAUCCAAGCGCAAGAGCGUCCUGGCCGUGGGCGUCGGCAUCGUCAGGGUCAAGUUCGGCCAGAACGACGCCGACUCCAGCCCCGGCGGGGACCACGGGGAGGCCGAGAUGAAGAACCACGCCAGCGACCGGCGCCACAAGGGCCAGGAGGGGCACUGGUACGGCAGCUCCUCCGCGGAGCGCGAGGAGGGGGCCCUCCGGAGGGGCAGCCCCACGGCCAAGUCGCUGCUGGACAACAAGGUGGGCAAGAACAGCCGGCUGGACGGGGGCCGGCUGGCGGGCGAGGGCCAGCUGCAGACCAUCCCCAUCGACUUCGCCAACUUCCCGGCGCAGGUGGACCUGCCGCAGGCGGGGGGCGGGCCGGGGCCCGGAGACCUGGUGCAGGCGCCCCGCGGCCUGAGCGACCUGGAGAUCGGCAUGUACGCCCUGCUGGGGGUCUUCUGCCUGGCCAUCCUCGUCUUCCUCAUCAACUGCGCCACCUUCGCCCUCAAGUACAGGCACAAGCAGGUGCCCCUGGAAGGCCAGGCCUCCGUGACCCACUCGCACGAUUGGGUGUGGCUGGGCAACGAGGCGGAGCUCCUGGAGGACGCGGGCGACGCGUGCCCCCGGCAGGACGAGCGCACGACCGUCAUAGACGAGAGCAACCGUCUCCUGCUCAACGGAGGUUCCCAAAAGCACGGGCAGAGCCAGGUCCCCAGGCCCGCCGACUCCGGGGACAGGCAGGGCAGGGGCCAGACGCACGAGCCCCUGCACUCACCCACCUCCAAGAGGAAAAAGGUGAAGUUCACCACCUUCACCACCAUCCCCGCCGACGACAGCUGUCCCACCGUGAACUCCAUCCUCGGCGGCACCGACGAGGACAUCAAGUGGGUGUGCCAGGACGUGGGCGUGGGCGCCCCCAGAGAACUCAGAGACUGCCUGGAGAAGUUCAAGGACAAAGCCUAGGCCCCUCUGGCCGAAGGGCCAGCGCUUGGACGCCCUCCUUCGGUUCCAGAGCAAAUCUGGGGCUGAACAGGGAACCGUUGGGGUCCCCUUGGAAACCAGCUGGAUAUUCUGAAGCCGGAAAGGGACUUUUUUUGUAAUCAGAGGUUGAUGACGGCAGAUGUUCACAAGUCGGCUAAAUAAACUCGGGGAAGGGAGCUUCUGGAGACGUUUGACCUACGUGGGGCCAAAUUGGGAAGGUUAUUUUAUGAGUCAAAAUAUAACCCAGACAAGCUACCAAAAAGUAUUUGUUAAAAAAAAAAAUGCAAAAAGACAAAUAAAAAGACAAGUAAUC